Molecule: messenger RNA, 1145 nt
Organism: Mya arenaria
Lineage: Eukaryota; Metazoa; Mollusca; Bivalvia; Myida; Myidae
Exons: 8
Coding region: 330-1145 (271 amino acids)
Source: RefSeq, a predicted model, not a curated record
ACGGUCAACGCAAACCCGUCAACCCAGCUGGACAAAAAUCUUCAACUUCACCUAAUAGUGACGAAGACAGUACACCAAAUCUAUCGGAAUCGACCAAUGGCAACAACAGCACUAAGAUGGACACAGACGGUGCCAAGAGUGGAUCGAAAACAGUAUGGGGACUACGAUUGGACCUCUUAUUGCUGACAAUUGGCGUUGUUAUUGCUGCGGUUAUAUUGAGGCUUCCGCUCGGCGCACAACAAGUGGCGAUAUAAAAUCCAGCUAUUCAAAAACAAUUGAGGGACCUUGAAAACCAAUUUAACAGACAAUUUAAUGAAGUUAAAAGCAAAAUGGAAGAUCUGAAAUCUGAGGUCGAAGCAAUCAACGAGGAAAUGAAAAAGGCGAACAAUACGGUUUUAGAAGUAAGAGAAAGUUCUAAAACUGCGGAAGAAAAGGUUGAUCAAACAAAUGCAAAUCUGAAAAUCGUACACCAACAUCUGUUUAACAAGGAUGCCUUGACAGCUGCCAUCUUAAUUUUAUUCUUUUUGAUAAUUGGACUCAUGCUUUACGUUUUGAAAUUAAAGUCUUCGGUAGAACCAGCUUUAGCUGGUGGAUCAACAUCUCGACCCUUAAAGGGGAGCAGGGAAAUGGAAGUUAACCUUCAGAAAAUGCCUAGCAAACCAACGCUAAAAAACGCCGUUUGUAUUAUAAGUUUUGAUUCGAGCAAUUUGGAUGAGUACAGCGGAAUAAUCAAGGAGACGGUCAGUCAAAUUGGAGGGGUUUCUUUCCGCACACAUGUCAUCAGAAAGCACAAUGAUAUACCUAAACUUCCGCAAUGCAAACUGUACAUAAUGUGUGUGGAGUUCACAGAAAGGCACGUGAUAAUAGAGGAACAAGGUUUGGGACUUGGCGACCUAAAGCUAACUUCAUAUCGGGGUGUUAGGAAGUUAGGAGGAGCUUUGGUGAUAUUGUACAUACAUGACCCCGGCUCGAGGCGCCUAACAGACGGCCAGCUGUACAGUGAUGGUGUUUAUUGUGUGAAGAAACAACAAGAACUGAAGGAAUUAUGUGAAAUGGAUCGGUUCAUAAGUGCACACAAGAAUUUAAACACAGCACAAAAGAAGGCUUUGGAAACUGAUGAGCUUAAUUUACAGGCCGCGAGGUAG